AUGAAAAAGGAGGUUACAACGUUGGAACGAGCAUGUGCCGUUAGCAACAAACAUUACACGUCAGCAGCAGUCAACGACGUCAAAUUAUCUUUCAGCAACUGCCUAAGAGCUUACUCUGAAGCAGAAGGAGGCACAAAACGUGGUAGAGAUGAGGCCAUCUCUGUAAAGCCUUUUACAGGUAUCCUCUCUGAAUCUUCACGUGAUCGUUCGACGAAAAUUGAUAUUGUACCAAGUACUGAUCAUCAUCAGCUACGCUCAAGCGAGAUUGGCCAAGGUACAGGAAUCAUUUCUGGAAGAUCAAGAACAGACGUAUUUGACUUUUUGAGAAUUACGGAUAUUAUAAGGAGUGGUCAUCGUCAGCUACGCCCGAGCCUUGCUGGCAAAGCAAUCGGGUUGUACUCUGGGGAGCGAGUGAAGCUUUGGUCGGAACUUAUCGGAAAGUCUCCCCCAAGCCGUGUUUUGACCUUCUUGGACUACAAGGACAUGAACGAUGGCCUACUGAGAUACAAGACGCUGUUCCCGAAAGAUAUUGUGACACCUAUGAGUGUUAAAGGCUUCUUUGCAUGUACCGGAGAUGAUUUUAUUUACAAGCUGGAAAUGGAGUCGAGGCCAGUUUUGCACAUUAGAUAUCAGGAAGUACCGUACAAGGAGUUGCCAUGGGACUAA
Messenger RNA from Microthlaspi erraticum, 666 nucleotides. The record is from the annotation of a GenBank genome assembly. NCBI's taxonomy places the organism in Eukaryota, Viridiplantae, Streptophyta, Magnoliopsida, Brassicales, Brassicaceae.